Molecule: messenger RNA, 489 nt
Organism: Ogataea philodendri
Lineage: Eukaryota; Fungi; Ascomycota; Pichiomycetes; Pichiales; Pichiaceae
Exons: 1
Coding region: 1-489 (162 amino acids)
Molecular function (GO): protein binding
Source: RefSeq, a predicted model, not a curated record
AUGGCUAGAAGAGAGAAUUCCGAACCAGAUCCAGUUUCAUCUUCGCGUUCGUCAACGAAACAACGGAAUCAGAUUCUUGCUCAACAGCAGAAGGAGUUCCUGGCAAAGUACAUCCACUCGAAUGGACCGCAAGAUUUUCCUCCGAAAGACCCUUUGGACUUCUCGGACUGGACAGAGGAGCAGUUGCGCAAAUAUAGAGAAUUAUAUUUGAAUCCAUCGCAAAUCAUCGUGUCGGAUGCCAAGACCUUCCAGGGAUACCUACUCGAAGGAUCUGAACUUGGAGAAACGUCUGAGUCUUACUUGAAAAACGAAAUGAGCAGCGGAACAAACAUGUACGAAUACCGCACCAGAGACGACCUCAGACGCGCAGUGGAGGAUCAUUUCCACAACCAGCUAAACGUCAAGGAGAGUGACGUGAUCAUGGGUUUCAUUUACAGGGUGAAGAACGAAAACAAGAAGUUCAAAAUGUAUUUUGAUAGACGAACAUAG